UCGGGGAUAAUAUGGCUGUUCCCAAUACCUAUGGGCUGAUCUUUGCCUGCACCUGUGGAGUGAUCCUGGGCAUUGGGCUCUGUGCCAACCUGCUGGUCUUCUCUCUGUUUGCUAAGUACAACUCGUUACGUAAGAACCGCCUCGACAUCCUCCUAUUCAGCAUGACUUUGGCCGACUUCCUCACCCUCGUACUCAUCCCCUUCACCUUGCACUCUGCCGUCAGCCACUCCUGGCCUCUGGGGGACAUCUCCUGCAAGGUCUACCAGUUCUUGCUGGCCUUCAGCCUGGCCGCCAGCACCUACUCAUUGUGUGCCGUAUCCAUGACCCGUGCCAUGAUCAUCACCAACCCGUAUCAGCCGCCCACCCUGGACCUGGUCAUCCUCAUGUUUAUCCUGGUCUGGGCUCUCAGCUUCUUCAUCAGCCUGCCGCUGCGUAUGUUUGCCACCAAAGACAGCGUGGGCUCAAGCCUGGCAAACUUCACUUUCUGCCUUCCAACCAUUCAUGAGCACCACUACCAAGUGGUCCUAAGCCAGUUUGUACUUUUCUACUUUAUUCCAAUGCUAAUCAUCGCCUUCAACUAUGUCCGGCUGGCUCUCUUUCUCCACAAGAGUCCUGUAAUGUCAUUGUCCAGUGCCAGGAACACCCGCCGUGCCUCUGUCAUGGUGUUCUUGGCUGCUGCUACUUUCUCAAUGUGCUGGCUGCCUGGUUAUGUGCUGGAGCUGUGUGUGUACCUGGGGCGGUAUCGCCAUGGACAGGCAUGGGAGACGUUUUACUUUAUCUGUACAGUGCUGCAGUACCUGCACCCCUGUAUCAACCCUGUACUCUAUGUGCUGCUGUCAAAGCGCUACUGCCACAGGAGGGCGGCCUGGCUCUUUAACUGUAACAGGAACAGAGUGCAGCCGCAGGUCGUCAGCGUCUCCACAGACAGCUUUUAA
Molecule: messenger RNA, 935 nt
Organism: Micropterus salmoides (largemouth bass)
Lineage: Eukaryota; Metazoa; Chordata; Actinopteri; Centrarchiformes; Centrarchidae
Product: galanin receptor 2a
Exons: 1
Coding region: 12-935 (307 amino acids)
Biological process (GO): G protein-coupled receptor signaling pathway
Cellular component (GO): membrane
Molecular function (GO): G protein-coupled receptor activity
Source: RefSeq, a predicted model, not a curated record